GGGGCGCGCGGGGCCGCCCAGUCACGUGCCGCCGCCGCCGCGCGCACCGGGAGCGGACCGGAGCAUGGCAGCUCUGGCGGCCGCGUCCCUCGGCGGGGAUGAGGCUCUGGAGGAGGAAGAGGAUGAGCUGGAGCCAGGGCUGGACGAGGCGGAGGCCGAAGCAGAGGCCGGGAGUGGGGCGAGGCCGGCGGGGGGGUCCCGGGGGGCUGUGCUCACCCGGCGCGGCAUCACCCUGCGCGUCCUGCUCCGUGAUGGGCUCCUGGAGCCGGCCCGAGGCGUCCUCUCCAUCUACUACCUGGGCAAGAAGUUCGUGGGGGACCUGGGUGCAGACGGGACCAUCACAUGGCAGGAGACUGGGCAGGUCUUCAACUCGCCCAGCGCCUGGGCCACACACUGCAAGCGCCUGGUGAACCCGGCCAAGAAGUCCGGCUGCGGCUGGGCCUCCGUGCGCUACAAGGGCCAGAAGCUGGACCAGUACAAAGCCGCGUGGCUGCGGCAGCACCAGCCCAACGCGCCGCCUGCCGAUGAGAGCCUGGCCAGCGAGGGUGAGGAUGAGGAGGUGCCGGAGGAGGAAGAGGAGGAGGCAGCGCGGGAGGGCCGGGUGCCGGUGCCGGAGCCGGUGGCCACCAAGAAGCCGGAGGAGAGGAGCAAGAAGCAGCAGUGCAAGAGCUCAGCGGAGCCGGCAGGGACGGAGCAUGGACCCCCCGCCAAGAGGAUGGAGGGCAAAGGCCGUGUGCCAGUGCGGUACUGCAGCCUGGGCACCCGCGACUCCGCCAGGAACCCACAGACCCUGGUGGAGGUGACGUCCUUCGCUGCCAUCAACAAGUUCCAACCCUUCAACGUGGCCAUUUCCAGCAACGUCCUCCUGCUCCUGGAUUUCCACAGCCACCUGACGCGGAGCGAAGUCGUGGGCUACCUGGGCGGGCGCUGGGACACCAACACUCAAUUGCUGACGGUGCUGCGAGCCUUCCCCUGCCGGACCCGCCUGGGUGAUGCUGAGGCUGCCGGUGCCGUGGAGGAGGAGAUCUGCCAGAGCCUGUUCCUGCGGGGGCUGUCGCUGGUGGGCUGGUACCACAGCCACCCCUUCGGCCCCGCGCUGCCCUCGCUGCACGACAUUGAUGCGCAGAUGGAUUACCAGCUCAAGCUGCAGGGCAGCGGCAACGGCUUCCAGCCCUGCCUGGCCCUCAUCUGCGGACCCUACUACCAUGGGAACCCCGGCGUGGAGUCCAAAAUUGCGCCCUUCUGGGUGAUGCCACCACCCGAGCAACGGCCCAAUGACUACGGCAUCCCCAUGGAUGUGGAGGUGGCCUAUAUCCAGGACGGCUUCCUCACCAAUGAUGUCCUGCAGGAGAUGAUGCUGCUCGUGGACUUCUAUAAGGGAGCCCCUGACCUGGUGAAGUUCCAGGAGCUCUGGAGCCAGGAUCAGACCUACCUGGACAAGCUGAAGGGCUCUCUGGCCUCCCGCACCCCCAAGGACCAGAGCUUCAGCCAUGUCCUGGAGCAGAUCUUCAGCCUCCUCAAGCUCAGCGGCUGAGGGACCAGGAGCCCCUCGACUCGGAGCAGGCGCCGGGCACAGCUCGGCUCAGCAGCCCCCAGCCCAUGGGGCACAUCCAGCCCCGGUGUGGGGCAGUGCCCAUCCUGGGGGGCUCAGCGGGGGUCCCGGCACCCCUCCUGCCCUGCCCUGGAGGUGCUGUGGUGGUGGUGGGAGCCUUGGCUGUCGUGUGUGGAAGUGGUAGUUGAUUAAAGAGCAGGUCCUGAGA
Molecule: messenger RNA, 1760 nt
Organism: Melopsittacus undulatus (budgerigar)
Lineage: Eukaryota; Metazoa; Chordata; Aves; Psittaciformes; Psittaculidae
Gene: MPND
Product: MPN domain containing
Exons: 13
Coding region: 65-1534 (489 amino acids)
Molecular function (GO): protein binding; metallopeptidase activity
Source: RefSeq, a predicted model, not a curated record